Menidia menidia (Atlantic silverside) is the source of this 3694-nucleotide messenger RNA. Lineage: Eukaryota; Metazoa; Chordata; Actinopteri; Atheriniformes; Atherinopsidae. The record is from the annotation of a GenBank genome assembly.
ACCACGGUGCUUUUCAAUAACAAAAAUCAUACGGGGGAAAAAAAGGCAUUUCACUUCCGGGUCAGCAUUGGUUUCUCUGUCUCUCUGGUUUCUAUUGCCACCAGUUCGUGGGUAAUAGUUGCCCAAAAUUAGCUUUCAUCUCAGGUGUGGUCGCUGCACUUCGUCCGUCCGAGAGCCGACAUGGUGUUAAAAGUGACUGUCAGCGGUGUCCGGAGGGCCGCGAGGACGCUGUGGCUUCUCGUGCUGGUGAGCUCGUGUGUGUCCAUCAGUGUUUCCCGAGCAUCAUCACCUCAGGAGGACGACAGUGCCAUGGAGAACAUCGUGACAGAGAAAAAGGCUGAGGAGAGCCACCGGCAGGACAGCGCGGACCUGCUCAUCUUCAUCACCCUCCUCACCCUCACCAUCCUGACCAUCUGGCUGUUCAAACACCGGCGGUUCAGAUUCCUGCACGAGACCGGGCUGGCGAUGAUUUACGGCUUGAUCGUGGGGGUGAUCUUGCGCUACGCUGUUCACGUCCCUCGGGAUGUCAGCAAAGCCCCCAUGAGCUGCUUCUUCAACGCCAGCCCCGCCACCCUGCUGGUCAACAUCAGCGGCAAAUUCUACGAGUACACUUUGAAAGGGGAGAUCAGCGGCAACGAGGUGAACGACGUGCAGGAUAAUGAGAUGCUGCGGAAGGUAACCUUUGACCCUGAAGUGUUCUUCAACAUCCUGCUGCCGCCCAUCAUCUUUCAUGCCGGCUACAGCCUCAAGAGGAGACAUUUUUUCCGGAACAUGGGGUCCAUACUGGCGUACGCCUUUAUGGGGACAGUCGUCUCCUGUUUUGUCAUCGGGUUGCUGAUGUACGGCUGUGUGACGCUCAUGAAGCGGAUGGGGCAGCUGGGAGGAGACUUCUUCUUCACCGACUGCCUGUUCUUUGGAGCCAUUAUCUCCGCCACAGACCCAGUGACUGUGCUGGCCAUCUUCAACGAGCUGCAGGUGGACGUGGACCUGUACGCGCUGCUGUUUGGAGAGAGCGUGCUCAACGACGCCGUGGCCGUCGUUCUGUCCUCGUCGAUUGUGGCCUAUCAGCCACAGGGAGACAACAGCCACACCUUCGAGGUCAUGGCGUUGCUGAAGUCCUUGGGCAUGUUCCUGGGAGUUUUCAGCGGCUCCUUUUCUCUGGGAGUGGCCACAGGAGUCUUCACCAAACUGAGAGAUUUCCAGCUGCUGGAGACGGCCCUUUUCUUCCUCAUGUCCUGGAGCACCUUCCUGCUGGCAGAAGCCUGCGGCUUCACAGGUGUGGUGGCAGUGCUCUUCUGUGGCAUCACUCAGGCCCACUACACCUUCAACAACCUGUCUCCCGAGUCUCAGGACAGGAGCAAGCAGCUGUUUGAACUUCUGAAUUUCCUAGCGGAGAACUUCAUUUUUUCCUACAUGGGCCUGACCCUGUUCACCUUCCAGAACCACGUCUUUAAUCUGAUGUUCAUCGUCGGAGCUUUUGUGGCCGUGUUCCUGGGCAGAGCCGCUAACAUCUACCCGCUCUCGUUCCUUCUUAAUUUGGGGCGACGCAACAAGAUCCGAUCCAACUUCCAGCACAUGAUGAUGUUCGCAGGCCUGCGAGGCGCCAUGACGUUCGCCCUGUCCAUCCGGGACACGGCCACCUACGCCCGCCAGAUGAUGUUCUCCACCACCCUUCUAGUCGUCUUCUUCACCGUUUGGAUUUGCGGAGGAGGGACCACUCAGAUGCUCUCCUGCCAGCGCAUACGAGUGGGAGUGGACUCUGAUCAGGAUAACUCCGUGAGUACGAUGCACGCCGAUGCGUUCUGCAGCAGAAUCAGUUCUGCCAAGCGUGUCUUGAUGAGCAUCACUGACGGAUCGGAGAGGAGAAGCACCAAACAUGAAAGUGCCUGGCUUUUCAGAAUUUGGUACAACUUUGACCACAACUACCUGAAGCCCAUCCUGACCCACAGCGGCCCCCCCCUCACGGCCACGCUGCCCCCGUGCUGCGGCCCCCUCGCCCGCUUCCUCACCAGCCCUCAGGCCUUUGAGAACGAGUGCCAGCUGAAAGACGACGACUCCGACCUCAUCCUGACCGACGGCGACAUCAACCUGAGCUACGGCGACAUCACGGUCAGCACGGACGCCACGGGGGCCCACACCAGCGGCGCCCGGGGCUUCUCGGGCGCCGCCAGCGCCGACGACCUGGACAGAGAGCUGGCCUACGGAGACCACGAGCUGGUGAUGAGGGGCACCCGGCUGGUGCUGCCGAUGGACGACUCCGAGCCGCCCUUCGCGGACCCCCCCAACCUCUUAAGGAUGUGAAAGCGGCCCCAGCAAAGGACCAGAACCUGGCUCUCCAUCCGCCACUCCUCCAUUUCUCAUUCCUCACUCCUCUCGCUUUUUCCCCCGCUUCUCUAUUAUUUCAGGUUUCUCGCUGUUUCUACCUCACUUUGCUCACGCUCAUCUCCACAGCUCUCCGGCAUCUCCCAUUUGACUCUAUUCAAGUACUAUUUAUUUGCAGUUUUCACAGUGGACAGCUUGACAUAGUGGCCUCACCGUAGCAACGCACAGAGGUCCAGCAGCAUGCGUCAGUCUGUAAAUGCAAGUACCAACCACUAGCUAACCCCUCGAUGUACACUAUAUCCCAAGAUGACUAUAUCUUUGUCCUGCAUGCAGAGGAUGUUUGCUUUUUUUUCUCUCGCAGUAUCUGACUUUUACAGCUCUUUCUUUUGGGCUUGGGUCUGACUUUGAAUGUUGCUGCCUCAGGGGCGAGCUGACCCCCGUGGACAACUUUACUGUACCUUUUGGUUCAAUUUAAGUGCCUGGGAGUUGUAGUUUUAAGCAUGGCGACCCGUUUGUUGGAUGGGCUGUGAGAAACGGAGCUACUUGAGGGCGGGCAGUCGUUCACUUUUUCCUUUGCAAAAAAACAAAACAAAAAGUAAAAACACACGCCGCUCUCUGUAAGGUAGCAAUCCUCUCAGCGGGCGUUCGACAGUUUGUGCUGUUUGCUUGUAAAUAGCGCGCAACAAUGUGACCUGGCAGCGAAAGCUAUGGAUCUCUCUCAGUGACCUUAGACUGUGACACACACAGAGAGGCUUUACACCUUAUUUUAGAAGCUGAUGCCACUGGCAGGAGUACGAAGGGCUGCGGCUGUAACAACGAGAUCCAAAGGAAACUAAACUGAGAAAGCUUUGUGCCAUUUUUUUCCCCCUGAGUUCUGACAUUUUAUGGAACGCACGUGACCUUAAAGUGUUAUGUAUGCUGUUUUUCUGCAGUACUUUAAGCUGAAUCCAACUUUUUCGUACCCAUUGUGCUUUUUUCACACAUUUUCUACAUUGCAUUUUGAUAAAUUUAACGAUCAUGCUAACUAAAAAGAUAUUUUCAUGUUAAAUUACCUGAAAAACCUAAUUAGAAACCUGAAUUUGAAUCUAAAAUCAUCAGUCUUUUGAUCUUUUUGAGGGUAAUCUUGGCAAAUCAGGGAGAUGAUUGUAUCUGGUUUAAAGAGGGCUGCGACAUUUUCAUUAUCCGUUCAUGUGCCAGAUAGUUUUUGAUGAAUACGGGAAUGGUGAGGUCUGUAAAAUGUCAGACAGCUGUGACUACAGCUCCAAAAGCUUCCCGAGCUUAAACCCGACAUAUUUCAGAAUGGUAAGAAACUGAGCUGAGGACGGAUGUGAAGCUGUGCUCACAGCCCUCACUUUUCUAAAGGUGUUACUAA